CGGGCUAAUUUCUUAAAAGGCCGACGCAAAUUGGACCCAUAUGUUGUCUGUCUUCCUGCUUUCGUCCAAUGCCGAUAGCAGAACAAAGCGAGAACUGAGGUGGAGAGCAGAAAGCUAGAGAGAGAGAGAUGGAGACGAAGACAAGUGAAGAGGCGGAAGGAGCAAGCGUAGAGUUCGAGCCGUCGGACAUAGAGUACGUAAGCUACGGGGGUGAACAUCACCUACCCCUUAUCAUGCGCCUUGUGGACCAGGAACUUAGUGAGCCCUACUCCAUCUUCACUUACCGAUACUUCGUCUACCUAUGGCCUCAUCUCUCUUUCCUGGCAUUCCAUAAAGGUAAUUGCGUUGGAACCGUUGUGUGCAAGAUGGGAGAGCACCGGAACACUUUCAGAGGUUACAUUGCGAUGCUCGUCGUGAUCAAACCUUACAGAGGGAAAGGGAUCGCUACAGAACUUGUAACUAGAUCUAUUAAAGUGAUGAUGGAAUCAGGGUGUGAAGAGGUAACUUUGGAAGCUGAGGUGACAAACAAGGGAGCCCUUGCAUUAUAUGGUCGUCUUGGUUUUAUAAGGGCAAAAAGGCUUUUCCGGUACUACCUGAAUGGAGUUGAUGCAUUCCGGCUUAAGUUAUUGUUGCCCCGCCCAGAGAUAAACCCUGCCCUGCUUAUGGCUGCAAACAACGACAACAGUCUUCUACACGAUAGUAACAAACCACCGGAAGGAAGCUCUCAACAUUAUUAGAGUAAAUAGUUCAAGAUCGAACACAGCUGUUCAUUUAUUUCUCCUUGUAUUGCUUGGUGUAACGGUGGAAUCUCGGUCCAACAAGAAUGAGAAUCCAGUCCAUACCUCCCUAAACCCCAGGUAUCUGUGACCAGCAUUGGGUAAUGGCCUUUUUUCUGCUGGUUUUUUGUUCUUGUGUUAAUGAAAGUGUAAGUGUUAUCUUUGUAAGUUUCUAUGUCCUUUAAUGGGUGAUUGCAUCCCAUAUAUCAUUCACUUCCAAUUUUUCAUUUAGAGGCCAUCAAUAGACUUUGUAUGAAUCUUGAUCCAACAUUUGAUUCAACUAGCAAGUGUGCAUGUGCUUUGCAGGUGACAA
Messenger RNA from Nelumbo nucifera (sacred lotus), 1089 nucleotides. RefSeq names its product Acyl-CoA N-acyltransferases (NAT) superfamily protein (gene ATMAK3). The record is from RefSeq and is a predicted model, not a curated record. Gene Ontology annotation, biological process: N-terminal peptidyl-methionine acetylation. Lineage: Eukaryota; Viridiplantae; Streptophyta; Magnoliopsida; Proteales; Nelumbonaceae. Gene Ontology annotation, cellular component: NatC complex. Gene Ontology annotation, molecular function: protein-N-terminal amino-acid acetyltransferase activity.